UCUCGGUGCUGUAGGCGUAACUUGGCGGGAUGGCAUACCUGCCAUCCCAAUGCACAAAAAUUUUAUAUGAAAUACUGAAGUAACACAUUUGUCAUCUGUGUGGCCAGUGCCAGUCACCAUGCUGGAUUCAAUCACUCAUUUACAAAAUGUGAAUGUCAUUUUUAUUUCCUUUGCAAAAAUUGUUUUCAGUGUUCAGUAUGCUGAAGUCACCAUUUUGCGCUUCUACCGUAUUGGGCUACAGUCUCCAGUGCUUUACAUCUGAACCUGUGGCAAUGUGUUUCUAGUGCUGAUGCACGCUGAAGUGCAACAAUGGCAAGGCUGCAGACAAUCAGCAAGGAGGAGAUCCAGGAGAUGAGCAGUAGCCUGCAGUCGCGAGUGGUGACGGAGGUGGUCGCACAGGUGCAAGGCAUGCUGGGACAGUAUCCCAAGACAAUAUUCCAGUUCCAUGAUACUUUCAUGGGGACUAGGGGGGCCAGAUGUGACCUGGGGUUUAGGUUGUGUGUGGCACUGGGAGGGAAAUCUACAGGGGACUACAUUUUAAAAUUGGACAUGGGUUGCAGAUUGAAUUAGCCCUGCACAUUUUCAUGCGGAAAUAAACAGUCCUAAGGUUUAGUGAACAGAGACAUAGCCUAGUGUCAGUUAUGUUUUUGCAUUUAACAAAUUAGAUCUACAGCAUGCACUCCACCCACUUCCAUCAUCUUUUCUUUUCCAGUUGUGCCUGUUGAAACCAGUUCUUUAAGUAAAAGGUCAAAGCAAGAAUGUAGUGUUUGUUAUUUUUUUGUGAGGUUGUCUUGAAAGCAUUUUAUGUGGCUAUGGCUGUCAGGUUUAGAUUGGAUAUUCAAAUAGGCCUCAAGCAGGGAAAAAAAAACCUGUUUUGAAUUGUUAAAAAAAUGAAUGUAGCUUCGUUGGGUGGUGCGCUAUAAGCGAUUGGGUCACCCAGGGAAUGGGAGGGAUCAGUGGGUUAGGGGUCUGCAUUUCAUUGCUCUCUCGUCUCCCUCGCUGGUCAGUUGGCUGCCUGUGGACUGUGUGUCAAAGCUGCAUAUGAAAGGUCAUCCUCGACUCCGCUCUGUGUGAGCUCAGCUGUAGUCUGAAAAGUCUGAAAAGUCUGAAAAGAAUUGGAAUGGUGACACCACAUGUUUCCGUGGAGAAAUUUGCAGAUCAUGAAAAAUAUACGGCUGACUAUGGCUGAGGAUUACUGCACGAUUGAAGAGGAUGAGGUGAGGGAGAUCAGGGAGGCACUGGAAAAUGAGACCUUGACUUCAGCGGUGGCUAAGAUCCAGGACUAUUUUGAGCAGCUUGACCGUGUGGAACUAAAUAUUGCCAUCACGGGAGAGUCCGGGUCUGGCAAGUCCACCUUCGUCAAUGCAUUCCGAGGCCUGGGGGACGAAGAGGAGGGCUCAGCUAAAACUGGCGUGACUGAGACCACCAUGGAGCCAACUGUGUACCCCCACCCUAAAUAUCCCCAAGUCAAAGUGUGGGACCUUCCUGGGAUCGGGACACCCAACUUCAAAGCAGACGAGUACCUUCAAAAAGUACAAUUCCAGCGUUAUGAUUUCUUCAUCAUCAUUGCCUCAGAACGAUUCAAAGUCAGCAAUGUGCAGCUGGCCACUGAGAUACAGCGUACAAAGAAGAAGUUCUACUUUGUUCGUUCAAAGAUCGACAACUGCAUAAAUGCAGAGAAAAGAAAGAAGGGCUUUGACAAGGACAAAACACUCAGUUUAAUUCGGCAAGACUGCAUUACAGGCCUCCAGGAAAGCGGGGUAGAAUCCCCCACAGUCUUCCUCAUCUCCAGCUUCGAUCUACAGCUCUACGACUUCCCGCAGCUGGAGGAGACGAUGGAGAGAGAGCUGCCCAAGCACAAGCAGCGUGUGCUCCUGCUGUCCCUGCCCAACAUCACCCUGGACAUCAACCAGAGGAAGAAGGAGGCCUUGCAGGCCAACAUAUGGAAGAUGGCCCUGCUAUCUGGCACCAUAGCAACUGUGCCCAUCCCAGGUCUGUCCGUGGUGGUGGAUGUGAGCAUCCUGGUCAAAGAGCUCACCAGUUAUUACCAGGCUUUUGGCCUGGAUGAUGAAUCCCUGCAGAAUCUCUCUGAGAAAACAAAUGUGCCACUGGAGGAGCUGAAGGCGGUCCUCAGAUCCCCCCUCAACAAGGAGAUAUCGGCCGACGUGGUCAUCAAAUUGCUGACCAAAUUUGCUGGGGCAGGGCUGAUGCUGCUGGAGUACUGGGUCAGCACAAUCCCGGUGUUCGGCUCCAUGGCAGCCGGGGGGACCUCGUACGCCACCACUCACAGCAUGCUGACGUCCUGCUUGAAUGAGCUGGCGGACGACGCACACAACGUCCUGAUGAGAGCUUUGCAGACAGAAGUAUGAAGAGCAGACUUCACACCAGUUAAAGUGCCUUUCAGUACUAGUGCCUAUGAUCUUUAUGAAGAUGUUCUAAUGGAAAUUAAAGUUUGUAUAUUCUUUAACAAGAAAUAGUAGUGUUUGUAUUUGAAAAAACACAGCUAAGCAAUAUUUAUAAUGUGAGUAAUAUACACAUUUAUUAUAAUCAUGACUGUCACUGGAUUUUUAUGUGGAUGUAUUAACUGGUCUAUAAAAAGAAUUAAUUGACACCAUGGACAAAUACUUAGCUGGUUUGGUUUAUUUGACGUAAGUACCAUCAUCUAUAUCUCAGGAAACCUAUCCAUGUUCUGUUUUUUUUGGAUUAGUUUGGCACAUACAGGGUUGGGGGCUGGUCUUCCGUCUUUUAAAUAAAA
This is a messenger RNA of Anguilla anguilla (European eel), 2755 nucleotides long. RefSeq names its product interferon-inducible GTPase 5-like. Gene Ontology annotation, cellular component: membrane. Bases 1134 to 2369 code for a protein of 411 amino acids. The record is from RefSeq and is a predicted model, not a curated record. The transcript is spliced from 3 exons. Gene Ontology annotation, molecular function: GTP binding. NCBI's taxonomy places the organism in Eukaryota, Metazoa, Chordata, Actinopteri, Anguilliformes, Anguillidae.